UUUCAGGUAAAAAAAGCUCUGUAAAUGUGUCAUCCUAGUUUUUCAGGUGAGAAAACUAUGUAAGCGUGUCAUCCUAAUUUUUGCAUGUCAGGAAACUCUAUAAACGUGUCAUCGCAAAUCAGAAAACUUUAUAAAUGUGUCACUAAAUUCAGUUAGGCUAACUCGAAAAAUACAUAUUAUUACCUUUCUAAUUUAACAUCACAGGAGAUAAUCAAGAACUCAACUCUAUUUUGUAACAGAAAAGUCACCUAACUAUUGUCAUUUCACCUAUAAUAGCAAAUAAUAAAAUUAAACAAUUUUAGAUUAGAUCAAAAGCUCAAAUAUUCAACUCCCAAAUUCCCAAUAUGACAUGAUUGUGGGGAAUCUAUAAUUGAGGGGACAAAAUAUUUUUCAAAUAAAAACAAAAACAAAAAAAACGGCCAAUUUGUAGCGUAUUAAAAAAAAUACCCCCUGAAAUUUCUGUAAUUGUCAGAUUCCCAAUAUAUAGUUUCAUCUUCAAACAAGAAUCACCAGUCGUUCCAAUUUCCCUUGGUAAUUGAAAACCCCUUUGUUUAAAUUCUUUCCCUUUUCUCCUUUCCAAACCCAUUUUUUUUCCUAGCCGCCGGAAAUUUUUUCUUGAAAUUCCGGCGAUUGAUCGGAGAUGGUUCCACCAGAGCAGAUCAACUGGUUGUACGGCUAUAAUUUUGAAGAUAUAGGUGUCCUUGAUGCCAAUUUCUCAGUUUCUGGGUUUUCUUGGUCUAUGCAGGGAUUCAAUGGUUCAACUAGCGCCAGUGUUGAUAUUGAUGGCUCACUUGGUGAAUCAGACUGCCUGAAGGAAAGUGGUUCUAAAAAAAGGACAAGAGCUGAAGUAUGCACCUCGUCAAGUUCCAAAGCUUGCAGGGAGAAGUUAAGGAGAGAGAAGCUGAAUGACAAGUUCAUGGAACUGGCGGCGUUUCUUGAGCCUGGCAGGCCUCCAAAAACAGAUAAGAGUGUCAUUCUAGCUGAUGCUGUUCGUGUGGUGACACAGUUACGUGGCGAGGCUCAAAAAUUGAAAGACACAAAUUUGAAUCUACAAGAAAAGAUAAAGGAGCUGAAGGUUGAGAAAAAUGAGCUUCGAGAUGAAAAGCAGAGGCUGAAGUCCGAGAAAGAGAAGCUAGAGCAACAACUAAAGACUAUGAGUGCACAACCUAGCUUCUUGACUCCUUCCAUGCCCAGUGGUUUUGCUGCUCCAGUUCAAUCUGCAGGAACCAAGCUGGUGCCAAUCAUAAGUUACCCUGGAGUUGCCAUGUGGCAAUUCAUGCCUCCUGCUGCAAUAGAUACCUCGCAGGAUCACGUGCUCCGCCCUCCUGUUGCUUAAGUUUGCUGCUAAACCUAUGAUAAUUGACUUUACUCCGAUAUGUUGUUCUAGUCAAACGCUCUUUAGCUGUGUUAGUUUAUUCGUCGAGUCCUUUUGGUGUAUUUGGUGGAUAAUAGAUGUUUUCUUGUAAUUUUUGCACUUUUAAUGUGUUAAAUGCUGGUUUUAUCAACUGUAAAUUUUAGCAGGUUCAAACUGGCAUUACAUGUA
Solanum dulcamara is the source of this 1543-nucleotide messenger RNA. Its product is annotated as transcription factor ILR3-like. Bases 641 to 1336 code for a protein of 231 amino acids. Gene Ontology annotation, biological process: regulation of DNA-templated transcription; intracellular iron ion homeostasis. The record is from RefSeq and is a predicted model, not a curated record. Gene Ontology annotation, molecular function: DNA-binding transcription factor activity; protein dimerization activity. NCBI's taxonomy places the organism in Eukaryota, Viridiplantae, Streptophyta, Magnoliopsida, Solanales, Solanaceae. The transcript has 5 exons.